Messenger RNA from Closterium sp. Yama58-4, 946 nucleotides. NCBI's taxonomy places the organism in Eukaryota, Viridiplantae, Streptophyta, Zygnematophyceae, Desmidiales, Closteriaceae. The record is from the annotation of a GenBank genome assembly.
CUCAAAGAAGAUUCCCCGAUGGUCUUCAGUUUCCUACAAGACUGACAUCACCUGCCAGCACGCCACGUGUCCCAGCAACUCCACGUGCAUGCCAACGAGUGACAGCAAGGGCGUCACCUGUCCAUGCAACCAAGGAUUCGCUGCUGUCAAUGGCACUUGCCGAGACUUGUGUGAUGCGGUGAAUUGUGGGGCUGGUGGCAACUGCACGAGGGAUGCGAAUGGAAAGCCAUCCUGCAGUUGCAACACGGGUUUUAAGCCAUCUUCUGACGGGCUAUCUUGCAUUGACUUGUGUGAUGAUGUCAAGUGUGGGCCUGGAGGCAACUGCACCAAGGAUGCAAACAGAAAGCCAUUUUGCAGUUGCAAUGUGGGCUUCAAGCCGUCUAACGAUAUGCUCUCUUGUAUUGGGGUCUCGUUGCCUGCAGACAACUGUGCUGCAGUGAAUUGCGGUGCCAAUGGCAAGUGUGUGAGGAAGGACAACGGCGAUCCCACCUGCGAGUGCGACUCGGGCUUCUGGAUGCCUCCGAACGAACUGCGUUGCGUUGACAACUGUGCUGCAGUGGAUUGCGGUGCCAAUGGCAAGUGUGUGAGGAAGGACAACGGCGAUCCCACCUGCGAGUGCAACUCGGGCUUCGAGAUGCCUCCAAACAAACUUCGUUACGUUGACAUGGCUUGCUACGUGUUGGGUUGCGAGCCAGAUGGGGUUUGUGUGAACAGCACCGAAGGGAUCCGCUCUUGCAAAUGGGAGUCACCGUGCGGCUCAUGCCCCUUGGGGGCCACGUGCAAGACCGCCCAUACAAGUCGCCAUGAAGAGGCGGACGUGCCAUACUGCGAGUGCCCUCCCAACUAUGGCAUGACCGCAACAGGAUGCAUUGAGAGUAAGAUUCAAGAGAAAGCUGAGAGCUUCGAGAUGUCUCGUUAUCUCGAGACGACUGUCGGGGUGAAGUAA